Molecule: messenger RNA, 982 nt
Organism: Lecanosticta acicola
Lineage: Eukaryota; Fungi; Ascomycota; Dothideomycetes; Mycosphaerellales; Mycosphaerellaceae
Source: the annotation of a GenBank genome assembly
AUGUCACCCCCAACCGACCGCAAACAGAUCCUCCAAGCCUUCAGGAACCAAAUCCAAAAGGGAACCCCCAUCGUCGGAGCCGGAGCAGGUAGGUAACAUCAACACCAUCCAACAUUCUUACUACUCUCAACUUCCCACAUCCUCCAAUCCUCCAAUCAAACAAAAAUCUGAACAAUGUGUUCCUGUUUAUGCCCUCCUUCUUCUUAUUGAUAUAUACAUGAAACCAGGCAUCGGCCUCUCGGCCAAAUUCCUCGAAGCCGGCGGCGCCGACCUGCUCAUCCUCUACAACUCAGGCCGCUUCCGCAUGGCCGGCCGCGGCUCCCUCGCGGGCCUCAUGCCCUACUCCAACGCCAACGACGUCGUCUGCGACAUGGCGCGGGAAAUCCUGCCCCUCGUGCAGACCACGCCCGUCAUCGCCGGCGUCUGCGCCACGGACCCAUUUAGAGACAUGCCGCGAUUCCUGGCCCAGUUGAGGGACCUGGGAUUCGCGGGCGUGCAGAAUUUCCCGACGGUCGGGUUGAUUGAUGGGAAUUUCAGGGCGAAUCUGGAGGAGACGGGGAUGGGGUUUGAUUUGGAAGUGGAUGCUAUCCGCGUGGCGGGGGAGAUGGGCAUGUUGACGACGCCGUAUGUCUUUAAUGGGGACGAGGCCACGAAGAUGGCCGAGGCGGGGGCCGAUGUGGUGGUGGCGCAUAUGGGUCUUACUUCUUCCGGGUCCAUUGGCGCCCGGACGGGCAAGACGCUGGAGGAUUGUGUGCGGGAUGUACAGGCGAUUCGAGAUGCCGCCGCGGCCGUCAAUGCAGACAUCAUUGUGCUGUGUCACGGCGGACCCAUCGCCAAGCCGGAAGACGCCCAAUUCGUGCUCGAGAGAUGCAAAGGGGUGCAUGGCUUCUUCGGUGCGAGCUCGAUGGAGAGAUUACCAGUGGAAGAAGCCAUUACGGGCAUCACAAAACAGUUCAAAGGCAUCGGAGUGAAGCACUCGUAG